GAGGGAGCUUUCUUGAUCUUGAAGGACCAGGUUAUAAAUUUAAAUAAUAAAAAAUAUAUGGGUUAGUUCACAGAUAAAGCAGAAUAACGGUUGAGAGGAAUUUGAAAAAAGUUUAGAAUUUCUUAUUACAAGAAAGCACCAACGGCGCGUCAUGGUGGAGGAGAUCUGCAAUGUGUCAUCGCUGCGUCGUCUUCUCCGGCAAGUUCUGCCGCUUGUUCUGCUUUUACUCCGGCGGAUGUGAAGCACUCGGAGCACAGUUUGGGCGUGGACUCAGUGCCGCUGGCUGAGGAGAUCUUAGAGAAGAGCAAAAUAGAGAGAUUCAAAGAGGAGAGAGAGCUCGCCUCGCCGUCGCCACCGCAGUUCAUCACCUCUCCAGAUCUGGUCGCAACGCCCAAGCCUCUGAGGAUGUUCCAUUACGACCUCCUCGACGAGACGCAGAACAAACUCGAUUACAUCCUCUCUCUCUCUUUCACUGUCGAGAACUUCCUCGAGUGCUGCCUCCAUAUUCUCGUCUUCAAGUCCGGCAUGGCCAAGUCCAUCUAUCAGUGCAUAUUAGCUUGGUUCAAAUGAUUGUAGAUGAAGGAUGAUUUCAAGAAGUGACACAAAUUUUACUCUGAGCAGCAUUUUCACAGGCCACAAAGGAGGUUCAUUGAGCUGGAGGCUCUGGAGAAAAUCAUAUGGAAAAGAAUAGGUUUGUUAUUUGCUUUAGACACCUAAAUUAAAGCAAUAUAGUUUUACUAAAGAUACUGAAUUAGACAUGCUUUGGACAUCUCACAUGUUUAUUCAGAUUGAGAAUUGCUAGUGAAAAUGAAAUCAGUAAACCUUGUCCCUAACCUGAUUUAUUCAGAUUAGAGCAUUCAUUCAAGUAUUGUGUGUUGUGUUUUGAUUCUUCCAUAUUCAAUAACUUCUCUGAUUUGAACUUGGUAAUUGUGAAAAAGGGUGACAAUGAUUUAUCAGGCCUGAUAAACAUUGAAAAGGGUUACGAUUCUCGAACAGUGGGUUCAGGAUGGCAGAACUCUUAGCUACGAACUCUUGAUCUAGUUGUAAAAUGCGAUUCAAAUGUUAUAAGAUAGUAAGACACUAUGUUUUUCUGGAUUGAGUUUUGGGAUCUUUGUGAAAAUGAACCGUGUUUGCAGGUAUCAUUUUGGAUAUCUGAGAAAGGAUACUCUACCCAUUAUGCAACUUGAAGAGAACACACAAGGCUUGAACUGGCCUAGUUCUUUCGAGCAACAAAGACAGAAAACAGGAGACCUAGACUUGCUUGAUUGGCUUAAAGCCAUGUUUGGUUUCCAGAGGGACAACGUCAGGAAUCAGAGAGAGCAUUUGAUUAUGCUUCUUGCUAAUUCUCAUAUAAGGCUACACCCUAAACCUGAGCCUCUAAACAUGCUUGAUGAUCGUGCUUUUGAUGAAGUGAUGAAAAAGCUUUUUAAGAAUUAUAAAAAAUGGUGCAAAUUCUUGGGACGAAAACAUAGUUUACGAUGAGGCAUAACAGUAUAUGCAUCAGUGAACACUUGUGCUUCUAUUAUUAGCUCAAAAAAUUUAAUGGUCACUUUUAUAAUGUUCUCUUAUAUAGACUUCCUCAAGGUCAGCAAGAGGUGCAACAGAAAAAGUUGCUUUACAUAUUUCACAACGUGAGUGUACAAAUUAAUCUGCGCAUGGUUCAUUUUGUUUGUGCUUGAAUCUCAUGUAAAUGUGCUAUAUUCUUGCUUGGAUAUAUUCCACAAAAAAUUUUUUUCGAUGGCUGUUCAAUGUAUGAAAGAGGCAGUUUCUAUCUGUGAAGUGGGGUGUAAGUGGAGGCUACUACUGGAAUCCUUAGCUGCCAUUUUUUGUGUACUUAAAAUUUAAUGGAGAUAUGGAGGAGACAGAGGAUUUGAUAAGGUUACUCAGCAGCAAGAAUAUUGUCUCCCUGGAUCAAAUGUGCCUGCAAUUGACGUGCUAGGAGGCGAUUCACAUAAACAAAUUGGUGAAAUUUCAGAGCCAGAGGAAGAUGGGAACACAAACAACCCUGACUUCAAGCCCGAAGGUGUUGGGGUGUUCGAGGUCAUCUCAAUUGAGCUAGUCACAAUAUUGCAGGUCCGAUGUCACGACGAAGCUUGGAGCUGAUCAAUCUUGCUAUUUUUUUAUUAAUCAGACUAGUAUUUUGUGGAUUAUGUUGGUAUAUAAAUUUUUAGGAAUUCCGUUACCUGAUGUACUCAUUCUGUUCAAACAAGACACUAUGAUUUUUGAUGCACUAUUACUAUAUUAAGGGUGAGUUUGGCAAA
This is a messenger RNA of Arachis stenosperma, 2261 nucleotides long. RefSeq names its product callose synthase 5-like. Gene Ontology annotation, cellular component: plasma membrane. NCBI's taxonomy places the organism in Eukaryota, Viridiplantae, Streptophyta, Magnoliopsida, Fabales, Fabaceae. Gene Ontology annotation, molecular function: glucosyltransferase activity. Bases 1120 to 1482 code for a protein of 120 amino acids. The record is from RefSeq and is a predicted model, not a curated record. The transcript has 5 exons.